GCCGAUUCUUUGAUGAAAAUGAAUCCCCUGUUGAUCCGCAGCAUGGCUCUAAACUGGCGGAUUACAAUGGGGAUGAUGGUAACGUAGGUGAGUAUGAGGCAGACAAGCAGGCUGAGCUGGCUUACAAUGAGGAAGAAGAUGGUGAUGGUGGAGAGGAAGACGUCCAAGAUGAUGAAGAGCGAGAGCUUCAGAUGGAUCCUGCAGACUAUGGCAAACAGCGCUUCAAUGAUGUCCUUUAAGUCUAAGGGAUGCCGGAAGCCCAAAGCGCUGUGCAGCAAAUCAUCUCUACUUGUCAGUUUUGACUUUUGUUGUAAAGAUCAGUUGUAUCAGUUGUAAAGAUACAUUGAGAUAGACUUAAGGGAAUUUUAAUGAAGGAAUGUACCAGUGUACAUAUGUGAACUUUUUCAUAUUGUAUUAUCAAAGCAGAUUCUUUUUUGGUUACGACACAGCUGAGCCAAAAACAGUUAAUCUUUGCAUUUAAAGCAAACUAAUGUAAAUUUCACAUUUUAUUGAGCCUGAGUUUUUUGGUUGUUGUUGUUUUUUUUUUUUUUUUUUUUUCCCACAAAAAGACAAACAGGAGCAAGUGUUUGUCCAGAUUAUGUGCUGCACAUAGUGUGACCGCAAUGAGAAGCCAUUCAAGUGAAAAGUCUACACUAACACAUUUUUGUUACCCCGUUGGUGUCCUCUCUACCCCUCAUUUAACACUCUAAGGAGUUACACUAGAAUAGGUACACAGAAGUGGGAGGCCAGAUGCCAAGCGAUGGGCAACAUGUACAGAAUGCCCCUGUUCCCUUACCCUCCGAGAGUGCGGGUGACUGGGCUGAGGCCGGAGGAGGGCCCAGGUCCACAUGGCCAUAGCUCUCAGUUGUUCUUACGUGGUUCUGGACGUCGUGGAGGGCAUGGCUGACAAUGUAGUUUCAGUUUUCAAGUGAUAACAGUACUGUUUAACUCUGGUCGGCACUGGCGAAAAUUCUUUAGAUUUUCAGAGUUCAAGCUGGUGAAUAUAUUCACCGUUCAAGUGUCAGAUCCUGAAAGAGAUGAAAUCCACUUUGAAAUGAGUCUACAAUCAGUACAGCAAAGCUUUUUGGGUAGUUUUAAUGAUCAUAUUUGAUUAGACUUUUCCAGGAUUACUAAGUAAGGGAUUUUAAAAGCUUUUUAUUAAUGAACAGAUAAAUAGAAAUACCGUGAAGUCUACAGCUGUUUUACCGAAAUAGCUGGAAACUUUGUAAUAAAAAUGAAUAUUUGUAAUUAAUGUUAGUUAAGAACCCACCUAGCUCAUUUGCUAGACUUACAGAAUUAUUUUCAGUGCAUUGUGUCUUUUGGCUUAUUCAUGUAUAAGCUAGCUAAUCCUUGUUUGCUGAUUUCAAGCACUUUUAAUUUUUUUUGUGUUCCUUAAAAAUGAAAGGUAUUGAUCAUAAGGGGAAAAUGUAAGGCUAUUAAUACUGUGUUUUAGAAGGGCUGCUAUUAAUUGCACAUAAACAUGAAAUACUGAGGAGUGACUGUAGCUCAGAUGUGUGAGGCCCGAGUGUGAUCCCAACACUGAAGAAUAAACAGCAAACCAAGUGAACAGGCAUGAAAAUAAAUACUAUCUGUAGAAGAAGUGGUUGUUCAUUUACUGAGACACUGAGGUUCUUAUGUUUCAGUCCAAAGUUAUUCAAUGUCCAGGAAGAGAUGCAGUCAUUUAUUAAAAUUGUUUUCGUACUAUAUCAGAUUAUGAACAGCUGGGCAUGCAUCUCACCUGCAAAGGUAAUGUUGAGGAGCCAGAAACAGAUGGGUGGGUCCCUGGGCUCCCUGACCAGCCAUCCUGGCCUAAUUAGCAAGUUUCCAGGCCCCUAAAGGGACAGUUCUGAGGAACUGUAUGCUGAGUCUACAGGUGCCUAGUGAUGCUUGAUGCUUGAUCCUGGAGAGCUGUACAGACAAAAUACAAAGAGGCCUGCUGAGUACAUGUCAGGAAACCCUCACUGCUUGUACGGGAGCUAUCCUUACACAGCAAAAUGUCAGUUAGUAGCCUAGACGUUUUUAAAACUGAGGAAUCUUGAACCAGUUGAUACUAUUUCUGACUGUAUUAACAUUUAGUGCUAUAAUUACCAUGUGGAUCUCUUUAAAUUGUGAUGUUCUGCAGUGUGUAGUAGACAUGCUGUUUUAUUUUGUUUACAGUGUUCCACUUCUGCCUUAAGAUUUAGGGAGUUUUGUUCAUUUUUUGUUUUGUUUUAAUGUUUUUGCCCUGAAUUAAGUAUUAAUUUGAUGGGAACUCUGAUUUUAAAAAUCGUCACUUACUGGGUUCUAAUAAAUUAAAAAGUUAAAACUUG
Psammomys obesus (fat sand rat) is the source of this 2309-nucleotide messenger RNA. Its product is annotated as protein GOLM2-like. The record is from RefSeq and is a predicted model, not a curated record. The annotation marks the transcript as partial. NCBI's taxonomy places the organism in Eukaryota, Metazoa, Chordata, Mammalia, Rodentia, Muridae. The transcript is spliced from 2 exons.